This is a messenger RNA of Salvia miltiorrhiza (redroot sage), 2718 nucleotides long. RefSeq lists its product as uncharacterized. The coding region runs from base 231 to 914 and encodes 227 amino acids. The transcript has 2 exons. The record is from RefSeq and is a predicted model, not a curated record. NCBI's taxonomy places the organism in Eukaryota, Viridiplantae, Streptophyta, Magnoliopsida, Lamiales, Lamiaceae.
UAGAAGGGCAGGUUAGAUUUGAUGAAGGUAGGGAGGCUGGAUUAGAAGAUGAUAAUGGUAUAGGAGCUGAUUUAGUGGGAAGUGAAGAUGAGGGUGAUGAUAGUGGUCACACAAUUACUGACUCUAGCACAUAUAGUGAUAUCCAGUCAAAUAGUGAUGAGGAAGUAGUGAAGCAUGAUCAUGUGGUUGACUCUAUUGCUGAGGGAGAUCAAGGAUACUUCGCAUUAGGUAUGACCUUUGCAGGGGCAAAGGAUGCUGUGGAGUCCAUUAACAACUAUGCUGUCAAAUUUGGUUACAAGAUCAAGUUUGUUAAAAAUGAACCUCAUAGAAUCAGGGUGGUUUGCAUCAGUGAAAGAAAUUGUCCAUUUGUAAUGCUUGCUUCAAAGGGUAGGGAGUCAGAGGGCUUGGUUAUUAACACAUUAACACUAGAGCAUACCUGUUGUAGGCAAAUAGAGGUGCCUAGUACUUCUAAAAAAUGCCUAGCUAACUAUUUCAAGGAAGCAUUGUAUAGAAAUCCUAGGUUUUCAUCCAAAGAUAUGCAGGGCCAUGUCAAAGACCACCUGAAACUCCAUGUGAGCUUGGGAAAGUGCAAAAGGGCUAAGAGGACUAUCCUUGCCAAACUGCAAGGCAGUUACAAAGAGAAGUUCAACAUGCUAGUUGGCUACAUUGAGAAGGUGAAAGAGACUAAUCCAGGAAGCAAAAUAGAACUGCAGUUAUCUAAGGAUGAGUUAGCAAAUGGCAUGAGGGUUUUCAAAAGGUUAUUUGUGAUGCUUGAUGCAUGUAAGAAAAACUGGAUUGGUGGUUGCAGACCUUUAAUUUCUUUGGAUAGCUGUCACUUGAAAGGGGUUACUUUUGGAGUCCUUCUCACAGCCGUUGGAAAUGAUGCAAAUGAUGGUGUUGUUCCUAUUGCAUGAGCAAUAGUGAACAAAGAGAAUAAGCACAAUUGGAAUUGGUUUUUAAAUUGGUUAAGGUGUGAGCUACAACUUGGUGAUGGCUCAACAGUUGCACUCAUAUCUGAUAUGCAGAAGGGUUUGAUGGAAGCAGUGAAGGAACAACUUCCAGAGGCUGAGCAUAGAUGGUGUGCAAGACACAUCUAUGCUAAUUGGAGUAAGAAAUGGAGAGGUGGUGAACUGAAGAAAAGGUUUUGGAUAGCAACUUGGAGUUCAUUCGAAGAGGAAUUCAAGUUGAACAUGGCAAAUAUUAGCUCAAUCAAGAAACAUGUUGCUGUGGAUCUUCUCCAAUAUCCACCAGAAAAUUGGUGCCGAGUAUACCAGAGCAACAGGUGUUGCACUAACAUGGUUGACAAUAACAUCUCAGAAUCCUUCAAUUCUAAUAUCAUAGAAGCUAGGCACAAGCCCAUCAUUAGUAUGCUAGAGGAUAUUAGGGUGUUGGCUAUGACUAUAAUUAGGGAAAGGAGAAACAAUAUGCAUGGUUGAAAGUGUGAAUGGUCUUCUUCUUCAAUGAAGUUAUUUGAGGCUGCAAAAUGUGAUGCAAUGACUUGCAAUGUCAUUUGGAAUGGGGAUGAUGGAUAUGAGAUUGGGGAGUUUGAGGAUAAGUAUAAUGUUUCUUUGGAUAGGAAGAAAUGCACAUGUAGAAUGUGGGAACUAACAGGCGUACCAUGUUUCCAUGCCCUUGCGGCACUGUUUUAUUCAAAAUUGGACCCUCUUAGUGUUAUGUCAAGCUGGUACCACAAGUCAAGCUUCUUGAAAAGCUAUGAGCAGUCAGUACAGCUUGUUCCAGGAGUAAAGUUUUGGAAACUGAAGCAAAGUGAUGGCAUAGAGCCUCCUCCUGUAGAAAAGAAGACUGGCAGACCCAAGAAGAAGAGAGUCAGAGCUCCAAACGAGCCUAGGAGAAGCAACAGGCUCUAAAGAAAAGGGGCAGAAGCAACAUUGCAACAUAUGCAAGAGUGCAAGUCAUAAGAAGGGUCAGUGUCCUGAAAGACCAAGUCAGGUAUUAUUAUACUCAUCAAUUCAAAUGCUACACCUUAUUGUAUUUGUACUAAUUGUUAAUUUGCUUCAAUACUUGAUAGGCGACACACGGUACACAGGGUACACAAGCUUCUAGUUCAUCUUUGCCUAUAAAACUUAAGUCAAGAAGGAGUUCUCAGGGCCUUGGAUUGUAUAUCAAUCCUGACAGUGGUAGGACAGUGCUUGAUGUAAGCUUCCACAAUCCUAAGAGUUUUAUUUAUUCAUUUCCCUCUUAAUAUGCUAUAACUAAGUUGUUGUAUGCAAUGUAAUAGCCCGGUAUGUCACAAUCAGUGGUCAUAGAUGAUGGGAGAUCCACAGAGCCUAACCCAAACACACGAUUUGCGAUUCCAAAUGAGGAUGAGUUGAGGAAGGAGAAGAGGAAACAAGUACCCCCAAAGGUGAUGGAGAGAGCUCGAAGGUUAGGAAGGUGGCCUCCAAGCCAUUCACGGCUCCACGAGGCAAAGAGAAACAAGAGAAUGAAGAAACUGUCCUUAGAAGAUCCCCACGAGGAAAAAAUAUUUCUUCAAUUGUGGGUUCUACUACAACUAGUUGAAGUGCUGCAUUUCUUCUCAGAUGGAUGAUUAACUGUUAUGUGAAAAAACCUGAAAUGCUUCUAUUUUUGAUGUUGUCAAGAGCACUUGAUUAUACUUUUGUUUAGGAUUACUACUUAUGAUCUUGGUGUUCCUUUAUGAUAGAUAUUAUAACAGAUGGAUGUUCUUUUAUGACAGUAAACAUAUGGUUUCUAUUUCUA